CCCCUGACGGCCCUUCCGGCGCGCAUUCGGGAUGGCGGCCGAGAGCUCCUGCGAGCUGCCGGCCCUGCCGCCGCCGCCGCCGCCGGGCUUCGGCCUGGGCGGGACUCCCGCCGCCGCCUCGUCCUCGUGCCGCCGCUGCAGCAACAGCUCCAGCUCUUCGUCCUCGUCGUCCUCCUCCUCUUCUUCCUUCUCGUCGCCCUCGUCGUCAUCGUGGUGCGGUGGCUCCGCGCCGGCCCCCCCGUCGUCGUCGUCCUCCUCCUCUUCCUCCGCGGCCGCCCCGGGCGGAGCCCCCGGGAAAUGGGUCCGGCUGAACGUGGGCGGCACCUGCUUCCUCACCACCCGGCAGACGCUCUUAAAUAAACAUGCUUUACAUUUGAAGGAUGAAACAGGUGCCUACUUAAUAGACAGAGAUCCGACCUACUUUGGACCUGUGUUGAAUUAUCUCCGACAUGGGAAACUGGUCAUUAACAAAGACCUUGCAGAGGAAGGUGUACUUGAAGAGGCAGAAUUCUACAACAUUACAUCCUUAAUAAAACUUGUGAAGGACAAAAUAAGGGAAAGAGACAGCAAAAUUUCACAGGUGCCGGUCAAGCAUGUUUACCGGGUGCUACAGUGCCAGGAAGAGGAACUCACACAGAUGGUCUCCACAAUGUCUGAUGGAUGGAAAUUUGAGCAGUUAGUCAGCAUUGGAUCCUCCUAUAACUAUGGGAAUGAAGACCAAGCUGAGUUUCUGUGUGUUGUCUCCAAGGAACUGCACAACACCCCUUACGGCACUGCCAGCGAGCCCAGUGAGAAAGCAAAGAUCUUGCAGGAGAGGGGCUCAAGGAUGUAACUGGGCCUUGCAAUGGGCAGCGGAAGACAUUUCUUCGGAAUUGCCACAGGAGGAAGCUUGGCGCCACAAGGAAGCCACUUGUUCAGACACUUAUUGUUGUUGACUCGGGAUUUUGAACUUUCCAAAGUGGCACAUCCAGAGCAGGUUGCUUGGGACAUCUGCCUCUUCGUCUUGAAAGACCACCGCACAUGUUGGCUUUGGGGCCUGGUUCUGCUGAUUGUCAUCCCACAGAAGCACUCUGACCCUACUGCUGGUUCUCCCCACUGAAGAGAUCUCACACACUGUCCAGUGCUCUCUAGGUGAAGCCAUUUGGGUUCUAAUUGCAGGAAGUUCAAGGACAACCUACUUGGUGCUAUGUAUAGAUUACAGCCCUGGUGUGGACCUCUAGCAUUGGGCAGCCCUGGUCAGGGCUUUUGUGGAAGAAGGCUGUAGGAAGCCAUUGGUACAAGCCACGGUGCUCCAGAAAAGGACCAGCAUCUUUCCUGUGCCCUGUCCCUUCCUUGGAAAGAAGCCUCUUUUGCCUGCAUCUUGGGAAGGGGAGGGGGUGGGGUCUUCCUUUUUGCUAAACUUGCUUUUGCAAGUGUUAACAGUGAGGUGUAGCUCCAUAUUCAGAUUGAAGACCUUUUUUUAAAAAAUGACACAAUGUCUUGCCUUUCAAACACACAAGCCCCAAGUUGCGUUAUCUUUUUAAAAUAUUUGAAAGUCCCUGUGAAUCGUGAGAGGGCUGAAGGUAUGCCUGCUGUUUAAAUCUUAAUGGGUGCUUUGUCUUGAUGGCUUAGCCUGAGGGUCUGCGUGCCCACAAGCAGAGCUUCUGCAGCUACAGGUUAGAAAUUCUUGUGGUUCUUUAACAGAUGUUUACAGUCAUUUCUACAUUCUCUUAUCUAUGCAGUUCUUUCCGGUGUUUUCACAAAGCACGGUCAAACGUGUGUGGUUUCAUGAAGCUUGUGAUAAAUGUGAAGAAAAAAACUGGAGCUUUUUAGAGCACUGUGUUUAAAUGAAACUUUUAGCAUGUUCUUUCAAGUAGGUCUCAGAAGCCUGUCCUUUGGAUCUCUCUGCUUUAGAGAGGAGUCCACACUUGUCUGAGGCUUUUUAGUACUCUGUUUCAUUAAACAACUUACAAAAGUUGUAUGUAUACACCAGUUCCUUUACCAUUCUGAGGUGAGUAGUAGUCAGCACAUAGAGCAUUUCUUCUUGUCUGCUGGCACUCUUGAUUUGAUUUUGCAAACCAAUUCUGCCCAGCAGAUUUGUGAGCUGGCUGUCUUUCCCAUCCCAUGUCUUACAUUUUCCACUUAAGACAGGUUUGCAGAGCAAGUGGCAAAGCAUUCCUCAGUACGGGCAUAGGUGGGUUUGCCUUUUUUAAGAUGCUAUAACUCAACUGACUUCACUAAAGUGUCAUUAUUCUGGAGAGUGAAAUCUUUCUACUUUUGUACUUUUUUAGGCAUCCUCCCUUAAUUAGCUAAUUUUCUGCUGAGGAAUAGUGUUUUCUUAUGUAUAUCUGUAGAAAGACGUAUCUGUAUGUGGACCCAGUUGCCAACUGCAGGAGGCCCAGCCUUCAUCUCCUUUGUGUUGUGCUGUUUUGGGACACAUUCUGGAGACAAAAUGUGACUGUUUGCCCUGAAAAGUUUUGUUUUCCAAAAAGAGGGUGCCAUGAUUAUGCCUCUUCAGGAUCUUCCUUUGAACAGUUUGCUCUGAAGAGCAAAUUGUAGAUUCAAAUGUUCUUAACUGCCAUCUUUAAAGAUGGUCACAGUAAAACAUACUGCAGAAGGAGAACCAGGGCAGAGGGGAGUGACUGUGCCCCCUCCCAAUUCAUUUUGACAUGUUUGCUGUUUUGGGGUUUACUUAUGCCUUGCGUCCGCCGGUUCCUCUCUGUAACGUGUCUUGCUUGUCUCAGAGCGGGGAUCUUGAUCUGGCAUUGCCCUACUCCAUCUGGAAAACCAUAAAGGGUCAGAAGGUAUUUUGGGAGGGGGUCAUAGCCUGUAGCUCUUAUGGUAAUACCUCUUUGUUCUAUCUGAGGAUUUUAGCGACAGGCCAGGCUUUCCCUUUGUAUUGAUUCGGGGAGAGUUUGUUUAAUUUA
Molecule: messenger RNA, 2906 nt
Organism: Pogona vitticeps (central bearded dragon)
Lineage: Eukaryota; Metazoa; Chordata; Lepidosauria; Squamata; Agamidae
Source: RefSeq, a predicted model, not a curated record